Messenger RNA from Hemicordylus capensis (graceful crag lizard), 1791 nucleotides. Its product is annotated as arylamine N-acetyltransferase, pineal gland isozyme NAT-10-like. The transcript has a single exon. Gene Ontology annotation, molecular function: acetyltransferase activity. The record is from RefSeq and is a predicted model, not a curated record. Lineage: Eukaryota; Metazoa; Chordata; Lepidosauria; Squamata; Cordylidae. The coding region runs from base 279 to 1091 and encodes 270 amino acids.
UUGUAGAAAGCAAACUCCUUGUCAAACUGCAGACAUUCCGGGCCAGGUGUUUUCUAGAGGAGGGGUGGGGACCAGCCUAGCAAGGAGGGACUGGAUAAGAGCCAGGAUUCCAAUGUCCCCUGAGCUUUGAACAGGGUUGGGUAAGCUGUACGUGAAGAAUCAGAGAUUCGGAGUUUAUGAAGGAGAAGACAGUGUGGUCUGAUAAACUGGGAAGAAAGGGGAAACAGGAUCCCCCCUGAUCCGCCUGUCCACUCCUCUACCCCUGCAUCUAGUCCCAGAUGGAAAUUAGCCAAUAUCUGCAUCGGAUCGGGUAUGAGGGCCCUGCCCAGCCCUCUCUGGAGACCUUGCACUGCCUUCACUGCCGCCACCUCCUCUCUGUGCCUUUCGAGAGCCUCAGCAUCCACUGUGGGGAGCCCAUCGCCCUGAAGUUACCCCUCCUCUACGACAAGAUUGUCCGGCGUCACCGAGGAGGCUUCUGUUUCGAACUGAAUGGCCUUUUCCUGUGGCUACUGCAGGUGUUAGGUUUCAAUGCCAAAGCUGUGGCCGGGCGUGUCCGGAACCGCUUCACCGGGCACUACGGGCCCCCACUGGACCACAUGGUGAUUUUGGUGGAGUUGGAUAGGCACCACUUUCUCUGUGAUGUUGGCUUUGGUGAAGGCUUCCUGGAGCCACUGGAGUUGAAGUCAGAGGUGGAGCAGGUCCAAAGAAAUGGUAUUUUCUGGCUGGGACUUAAAGAGGACACUUGGGUGUUGGAGCGGCGGGAACUUUCCGGAAGGGAGGGAAGGCCCCUGUAUCAAUUCACUCUAGAGGAGAAGAAACUGGAAGAUUUUACUGGCAUGUGCCUCUAUCACCAAACCUCCCCCAGCUCCAUCUUCACCUGCAAGUCUUUCUGUUCCCUGCACAAGGAAGAUGGCGGGCGUCUCACCUACAUGGGUUGGCGACUCAUUUCCACGAUGGGAGAGAAGCGUACAGAGACCAUCUUGCAGGGUCACCAGAUCCCAGCAGUACUCCGUGAGAAAUUCGGGACUCAGUUGAGUGGGAAUUUCAAGCCAAAGGAUGAAGCAAUCCCUCCACCUCCACAGGAAGAUUAAAAAAGGGAGCCACAAUAAUCAGCUAAACAGUGAACUGGUUCAUACAAUCAUUUGAAUCUAGAUUUAAUGUGGGUCAUAUAUCGCCUUGGUAUGGGCUCAUUCAAUCCUGCUGAUGUCCCUAGCCCUUGUUAAACCUAGAUUCAUAUUGGAAGCAAAUUCACAAGAAAAUGGAACAAAUUUUAGAUAUUAAAUUUCCUUUUUUACCAGAAAUCUUUCUUUUAAGUAUGACCAAACCUUAUAUUUCUUCUGAAUGUAAUGAACUGUCUUUAUAUAUGAUUACUGCAGCCAGGAUUUUAUAUGCUCAUAAUUGGCAUGUUUCUGAAGUCCCCUCUUUAAAUGAUUGGUUCUUGAAAUUAUGGGAUUAUGCCUCAAAAUUUCCAAAGAUUCAUGUUAUAUGAGUGAAUUCUCAACUGACUUAUUUAUGUCAACUUGGGAUCCCUUUAUAAACUUUAAUAUCCGACAAGGACAUCAUUUUUUCCUUUUGUCCGGAUUUGAUUUGUGAAGCUUUAUGUAUCCAGCUUUAUGCAACCAAGUGUUGAUCAGGCAUAAUCAAAUGUUGAUCAUUGCUGCCGAACUUUCUUAGAACUGUUAAUAUAUUUAGAAUGUUUUCUUUUUAGUACUUGCUUAAAGAAAUAAUAUGAUACUGUGUUGUUUUUCUUCUGCUUUAUGUUUCAAUAAAAUUGAUUUUAAAAAAACAAAC